GGGAAAGGUCGGGUGGUGAUUGCAGGGUCAGUAAACAAUGAUUUCGGGCCUUGGAAAAUUAACGACCGUCCGUCAGGUGGGAUGGGGCCCACGGGUCGAGAGAGCGGGCGUGGGUGGCCCAUUAGCCGUGGACGGAUCGGGGCGUUAUAAGUUUGUUCCUAAGAAGAAACACCGAUGAGGAUAGAUAUUCGUAUCCAACUUUUUCAUUUGACUUGCUCAGAUGUCAAGUCUUUGAGUUAGCUCAAGAACAUGUGGCUUGUUACAGCGAAUGGUCCGAACCAUGCGAGGGGAAAGUGGAAAGACGCAUUGGCUUUAUGAGUUUAAACGCAGAGAACAACGAGUUUAUGGUUCUAGGGCGUCUCCCAUUCAAGGGUCCCGCUGUGUAUAGGUCAAUCGAUGGGCGUUGGACUGAGCUCCAGAUAACACAACCCGUUUCCUUUGAAGGGAUAGUUUCAUAUAAAAGCAAGUUUUACGCCAUAGAUCUCACCGGCAGAACAAUAGUUGUAGAGCCAACUCUACAAUUGCAUACGUUUCAGCGGUCUAGACCGUCUUAUAAGACAAGGAAACGCUGGCUUCUAAACUCAGGGGAUAAGGUCCUUCUCGUAGAGAUGUGCACAGAGAGACGAGCCGAUUUUUUCAUACCAAAUAUCCGUGAGAAGAAGAUAUGGUUCGAAGUUUCAGAGUUAGACGUGGAGAGAAACGACUGGAAUCAAGUGGAAGAUGUGGAUGAUCGUGUGCUGUUCUUGGAGCAAUAUUGCUCCUUCUCGUGCUUGGCUACUGAGAUUCAGGGGUUUAGAGCCAACUCUAUAAUCUUUUCGGACCUGUGGGGCGGAACUAAUUUGAAUGAACAUGAAAGCAUUCUCGUGUAUGAGUUCAACGAGCAAGGCGUUAGGUCUGUAGAAGACAUUCCCGAGUAUGUUGAGCUGUUUCCAUCUCCCCCUGGUUGGGUUAUCUCGAACGCAUGAUCUUAUCACAUUCAUGAACAUGAAUAUCAUUAUUUUUUCUUGUAUAACAAAAGCUUGUGCUGCUAUUUAAGCUUUUGAUUUUUUUUUGUUAAACUGUAAAUAUUAUAAAUAAAAUGUUUAGAGUUACAAAAACCUAUUAUAGUGGAAAAAAAUCUAUUAUAGUGGCAAAAUAAAUAAACAAGAACAAUACUUAGGUUCACCCCUAUGGUGAAUGGUUAAAUUCACCUCACCAUUUAUAACCAACCAAAAUACUAUGUAUGAUUAAUUAAUAAAGGUAAUAAAAUUAAAAAAUAAAUGAUUCAGAAAAACAAUACCAAUAUUAAAACCGUCCGUAAAACCCAAAACUCUAAAAAUUAAAAUAUAAACCCUAAACUUUAAACCCCAAAUCAUAAACCCUAAACCCCAAAUCCUAAACCCUAAACCCAAUACCUUAAAUCCUAAAUUCUAAACCCAAAAUCCUAAACCCUAAACUCUAAAUCCUAAACCCUAAACCCAAAACUCUAACCCUAAAUCCUAAAUCCUAAACCCUAAAUCCAAAACACAACCCUAAAUUAAUCCCUAAACUCAUUACUUGAUCAGGGUUCGGGUUUAUGGUUUAGAGUUUUGGGUUUAGGGUUUAGAAUUUAAGGUUUAGAGUUUAGGGUUUAUGGUUUAGGGUUUUGGGUUUAGAAUUAAGAAUUUUAGGUUUAGAGUUUACGAUUUAGGGUUUAUGGUUUAGAGGUUUGGGUUUUAGGUUUAGAAAUUUGGGUUUAGAAUUUAAGAUUUGAAGUUUAGGAUUUGAGGUUUAGGGUUUAGAUAUUAGAUUUUUAGAAUUUCGUUAACCCUAAACUCUAAAUCCUAAACCCUAAACCCAAAACUCUAACCCUAAAUCCUAAAUCCUAAACCCUAAACCCAAAACACAACCCUAAAUUAAUCCCUAAACUCAUUACUUGAUCAGGGUUCGGGUUUAUGGUUUAGAGUUUUGGGUUUAGGGUUUAGAAUUUAAGGUUUAGAGUUUAGGGUUUAUGGUUUAGGGUUUUGGGUUUAGAAUUAAGAAUUUUAGGUUUAGAGUUUAGGAUUUAGGGUUUAUGGUUUAGAGGUUUGGGUUUUAGGUUUAGAAAUUUGGGUUUAUAAUUUAAGAUUUGAAGUUUAGGAUUUGAGGUUUAGGGUUUAGAUAUUAAAUUUUUAGAAUUUCGUUUCGUAGACGGCGUUAACGUUGGUGUUUUGUUUUCAGCAAUUUUUUUUUAAUUUUAUUGCCUUUUUAACUAAUCCUACGUGGCAAUUUGGUUGGUUAUAAAAGGUGAGGUGAAUUUACCCAUUCACCAUAGGGGUGAAUCCAAGUAUUGUUCAAUAAACAAGUAUACACACAAGUUGAUUUGAGUUACACUGUCAUCGAAUCCAAAAUUGCAUAAGAGAGUUCUCCUAUUGCGUCUCGCACUUAUUGUGUUGGGGAUGUCCCUGUCGAUAAUGCUGAGGGUUAUCUGCAGUGGGGUGAAUCCGGUGAGAUGCACUGCUGAGUAGCUAGCUUUUUUGAUAUAUUAUUUCAUAUUGUUAUGGACAAAAGAUAAGUUAUUCCCUUGUAAUCAGCAAGGCUUUAGUUCCAACGUUAUAUAUAGAACAAGAUAUUUGCAUCUGCCAUCAUGUCACAUUUCAACACCUAAAACAAUAUGGUUGUAUAAGAAAUUAUGUGGAUCGACUAGAUAUCUCCUGACAUGGCAUUGAAUUUGACUUUGUAAUAUUGUAUCAUGUCUCUAUCGGUAAUUUGGCAUGGACUUGCGAUUCACUAAUAAUUCUUAACUUUCUAAAUUUUGUUAAUACAUUUUGCUUAUAUCAUAUAUAAAUGGUAAACUUAUCAACUACAACGUAGAAUUCUCCCUAUAUUUGUUGCUAUACUAUGGAAUAAUAUGUCAUCAGAUAAAAUUGUGUGCUAUCGUAUAAAGUAAGCACGUGACAGUCGAAGUUGUACCAUAAAAUUGAUGAACAUAUAUGUGGGCAAGUGGCAACAUAUUAUAAGAUAAGAAAAAUAGAACGAUCAUAUUCAUGAAGUCUUCUUGCACAACUUGAAACUUAUAUCUAAUCUAUUAAUUUAGAAUUCUAUUUUUUAUCUAUUUAAAAAAUUGUCAUUUAAAUUUAGACUUAUUCACGGCCUAUUAAAAAAAAAUAACAUUCCUAAUUAUUUAGUUAUACAAUAUAACUUUCAAAUUACAUUCAAAUUUUUAUUGGGUUCUUAACAUUGUUAUUUAAACCAAACCAAAAAUUAAAAUAACAAAAUUCAAAUUCAUAAAUAACUGAACAAUUAGUAUAUUUCUUAAACCGAUAACAAAAGCCCAUAAAUGAACCAAAAUCAAACCAAAAAUCAAAAAUACAAUCUUGACACGAACUAAAAUUUAUAAAAUAUCAUCAGAUCAUAAAAUUUUAAUUUAAAACAUAAAUUAUAAAUAAAAAAUAAUUAUGUGCAGCCGCACGGAUCAGAAUCUAGUUACUCUAUAAUCAUAAUUUGUUUUAACGAUUGAUAUCAACUCGAAGGCAGGUGGAAGUAUUAUCCCUUAUAUACUAAAGCGCAAGUCGCAUAGCGAAUCAGAUACUGCCAUGUGAAAAAAGUUUAGAAAAUAAUUAAAAAAAAUUGACACUUGGCAAAAAAUUUAAAAAGAAUUUAAAAACAAUAAUUUUAUUUCCUAUAUUUUUUCAAUCCAAAUAUUCAACUACCUAUAUUCCUAUUUUUUUCUCAAAAACCCACUCCACGUUAACUUACAUAUUUUAAAACUGUUUUUUUUGUAUAAAACUGUUUUCUUCAUCUCUAAUAUAAAUUAAAUUAUUGUCUUCUCUAAAUUGUAUCUACGAAAUCAUCAGAGGUGAGACUCUAAAUUUUGACACAUGGAGAUCAAGGUUAAUCUUCUAAAUUGUACUCAGGGCUAAGCUUUACAUAGAACAAACACUCACUGCAUUGGUGCAUCGUGUCUACACACUACACCACAUCAUCAAAAGGAAAAAGUAAGUGUUCCAUUGUUAUCAAUCUUAAGUUUUUCUGCAACAAUAAUACAAAGUUCACGUUUUACGAAGAAUUACGUUUACCGUGCAGCAACAAUUACGUUCUUUUACGUCUUUGCUAUAAAUGGAGAGAACAAAUGUGAAAAAGUUCAUAAAGAAGCUACACAUGAAUUUUAGUGUAACCAAAAAACUCUUCUGUAAGUUUAUGCUUUUCUAUCAAUUUCUUAGAAUAAUUCUUUUCUUAUCCUCUAAUACAUAAUCAUUUCUGUAUUUCUGCUAUAGGUUGAAGAUGCCACUGGAAUAUCAUGCCAACUCAAAAGAAUGGAAAAUUAGAGUACUGGUCUCUCGGAUGUGUGGGUAAAAAGGUACACACACUAUGAUUUCUAAAAUUAAGUUUCGUAUGAAGUUGAUGAGUAUUUGGGUAAAUAGUAGUUUAUUUUCUAAAAAUAGGUUGUAGACUCCUGAAAUAUUGAUAUGUUUAGUUGUAUAAAUAUUUUAAUUACACAAAUUUGUUCUCAUGUUAACAUUAGGAAAACUUUGGUUGUACUUUAAUUCAGUGAUUUUAGUUAUAGUGAUAGAUUUUUUGUACUCUUGAAAUCCAAAGUCUGCAUCAAAUAUCGAAAACAUUGUUUUAACACAGAAGCUAUAAACUCUACUUUAAAUUUAAUUGUGUGACUGGAAAUCUAAUCGCUAUAGGUGAAUUUGCGAUUUGAAAGCAUUAUUUGUAACGUUGACAAAAAAAAAAUAGCAUUAUUUGUAACAAUAACUAGAUCAAAGAUGACUAUAAAAUAGUGAAAAAGGUGUGUCAAUAUUUAACGAGAAAUAAAAUAGAGAUAAAAGAAGGAGAAUACUUGCAACCAUUAAAAAUAUUUCGGGAUUGUGGAGCUUAGAUGAUGAUGAACACCAUAGAAAAAUAGUGAAGAAAUAUCUCAAUCCCUGCUAUCAUCAAAAUAUGUAUCUUAUUUUUAAUAAAUGAUUUUUUUCUAUGUCAUAAUUUUUCAGAAUUUUUUUUUUCAGAUUACUUAUAGUAAUAUAUUCAAAAUAA
Messenger RNA from Brassica rapa (field mustard), 4977 nucleotides. RefSeq names its product putative F-box/kelch-repeat protein At5g24040. The record is from RefSeq and is a predicted model, not a curated record. Lineage: Eukaryota; Viridiplantae; Streptophyta; Magnoliopsida; Brassicales; Brassicaceae.